UGAAAAAUGGAGGCAGCAGCGGAUUCAGCGCCUUCGGAUGCGAUUAAGUUUUCUUGGACGUUUCAUGAUCUUCGGAGUAAUGUUAUAGGAAUCGUUAUUCUCUGCAUUGGUGUGGCGUUCAAUGUUAUUCAUAUCCAAAAAAAUGUUUCCGAGGAUGAAAAAAAGAAAUACAAAGGUCUCCGAAUUGGUCAGUAUUCCGUCUUCUUUGGUCCUCCAGGAUGUAUUCAGUGGUUUCCGUUCCGAAUUGUAAAGGAUAAAAACGCUCCGCCUACAGUUACACCAAAGGAAGUUUUUGUAAAACUCAUUGGCUCGUUCGUCCUUAUUCAAUGUUCUUUGGCUACGUUCAAUUUCGCGGUUUUUGGAAUUGUUUCCCUUGCCAUUAUGCUUUCUUGGAAAUUGUUUGAAUACAGUUCUGGCCUUUCACAAGCACCCAGCAGCACCGACAGCCAAGUCGAGUCCAAAAAGAAGCGUUAAAGCUAUUAUAGAACAGUUCGAUAGCAACAACAUAUACAACAUCGUGCUCGACGGCAUGUUCUCUUUGCAUUGGUGCUGAUUUCCUCUUCACUCUUUCAUAGAUAAUACAAAUUACUCGGUCUCCUUUCGUUUCUUGCGAUUGAUUAAAACAUUA
This is a messenger RNA of Schizosaccharomyces japonicus yFS275, 628 nucleotides long. RefSeq lists its product as hypothetical. NCBI's taxonomy places the organism in Eukaryota, Fungi, Ascomycota, Schizosaccharomycetes, Schizosaccharomycetales, Schizosaccharomycetaceae. The record is from RefSeq and is a predicted model, not a curated record. The transcript has a single exon. Bases 7 to 474 code for a protein of 155 amino acids.